AUGAAGUUCAACAUUGCGAAUCCGACUACUGGAUGCCAGAAGAAGCUCGAAAUCGACGAUGACCAGAAACUCCGAGUCUUUUGGGACAAGAGGAUCUCUCAGGAGGUUAGUGGAGAUGCAUUGGGCGAGGAAUUCAAAGGCUAUGUUUUCAAGAUCAUGGGAGGCUGUGACAAGCAAGGUUUCCCCAUGAAGCAGGGUGUGCUGACUCCUGGCCGUGUGAGACUCUUGCUGCACAGAGGAACUCCAUGCUUCCGUGGUUAUGGAAGGAGAAAUGGAGAGCGCCGAAGGAAAUCUGUUCGUGGGUGCAUUGUUAGCCCUGAUUUAUCGGUUUUGAAUUUGGUGAUUGUUAAGAAGGGUGAGAAUGAUCUUCCUGGGUUGACUGAUGUCGAGAAGCCGAGGAUGAGGGGUCCCAAGAGGGCUUCAAAGAUCCGCAAGCUUUUCAACCUUUCCAAGGACGACGAUGUUAGGAAGUAUGUCAACACAUACCGCCGGACAUUCACCACCAAAUCUGGUAAGAAGGUCAGCAAAGCUCCCAAGAUUCAGAGGCUAGUGACCCCAUUGACCCUACAGAGGAAGAGAGCUAGAAUUGCCGACAAGAAGAAGAGGAUUGUCAAGGCCAAGUCAGAAGCUGCGGAGUACCAGAAGCUUCUCGCCACCCGUUUGAAGGAACAGAGAGAAAGGAGGAGCGAGAGUCUGGCCAAGAAGAGGUCCAGACUCUCAGCAGCCGCCUCUAAACCAUCAGUUACUGCAUAA
Molecule: messenger RNA, 753 nt
Organism: Striga hermonthica
Lineage: Eukaryota; Viridiplantae; Streptophyta; Magnoliopsida; Lamiales; Orobanchaceae
Source: the annotation of a GenBank genome assembly